Trichosurus vulpecula (common brushtail) is the source of this 5268-nucleotide messenger RNA. It is a transcript of the gene EYA3, whose product is annotated as EYA transcriptional coactivator and phosphatase 3. Gene Ontology annotation, biological process: positive regulation of DNA repair; cell differentiation; negative regulation of extrinsic apoptotic signaling pathway in absence of ligand. Gene Ontology annotation, molecular function: protein tyrosine phosphatase activity. The coding region runs from base 214 to 1935 and encodes 573 amino acids. The record is from RefSeq and is a predicted model, not a curated record. NCBI's taxonomy places the organism in Eukaryota, Metazoa, Chordata, Mammalia, Diprotodontia, Phalangeridae. Gene Ontology annotation, cellular component: nucleus. The transcript is spliced from 18 exons.
CCGCCGUCGCCGUCGCCGCUGCUGCUGGCACAACAGUCUCCUCCUCUUCCUCCGCCGCCCACGCCUUGUCCUCCCGCUCGGGCUGCCCCGGGGCCAGACGUGUCCUCAUGCCCCUGUCCCGCCGGGGGCCGCCUCAGCCGCUGCCCGAGUGUGUAGACUGCUGAGAAGAUUUGCAAGCCAGUCACACAAGCAUAUUCCAGAAAAGUGGUACUCAUGGAAGAGGAACAGGAUUUACCAGAGCAGCCAGUGAAGAAAGCCAAGAUGCAAGAUUCAGGAGAGCAGACUUUGAGUCAAGUCAGCAACCCUGAAGGCAGUGAUCAGAAACCUGAAACUUCAAGCCUUGCUUCAAACCUUACCAUGUCAGAUGAAAUUAUGACAUGUGCUGAUUACAUCCCUCGAUCAUCAAAUGAUUAUACCUCACAGAUGUAUUCUGCAAAACCUUAUGCACAUAUCCUCUCGGUCCCUGUAUCAGAGACUGCUUAUUCUGGCCAGACUCAGUACCAGACACUUCAGCAGUCCCAACCCUAUGCUGUCUACCCUCAGGCAACCCAAACUUAUGGACUACCUCCUUUUGGUGCAUUGUGGCCAGGUAUGAAACCUGAAAGUGGUUUAAUUCAGACUCCAGCUCCAAGUCAACACAGUGUUCUUACCUGCACUACAGGGCUAACUACAGGCCAGCCAAGCCCAGCACAUUACUCUUAUCCCAUUCAAGCUUCAAGUACCAAUGCCAGCCUGAUCUCCUCUUCAUCCACAAUUGCCAAUAUUCCAGCAUCAGCAGUUGCCAGCAUCUCAAACCAGGACUAUCCUACAUAUACCAUCCUUGGCCAGAGUCAGUACCAGGCAUGCUACCCCAGCUCCAGCUUUGGGGUCACAGGCCAGAGCAACAGUGACACUGAGAACCCCACAUUAACAGCAGCCACUUACCAGACUGAGAAGCCCAGUGUCAUGGUGCCUGCCCCAGCAGUACAGAGACUUUCCUCUGGAGACCCUUCUUCCAGCCCAUCUCUGUCCCGGGGUACGCCGAGUAAGGACCCUGAAGAGCAAUCUAGGAAAAAUACGCCUGCCAAGAACCGGGGCAAGAGGAGAGCUGAUGCUGCACCUGCCCCGGACAGUGAGCUGGAACGGGUGUUUCUCUGGGACUUGGAUGAAACCAUCAUCAUCUUCCAUUCUCUUCUCACAGGAUCCUAUGCUCAGAAGUAUGGAAAGGACCCAACAGUUGUGAUUGGCUCAGGUUUAACUAUGGAAGAGAUGAUUUUUGAGGUGGCUGACACACAUCUCUUCUUCAAUGACUUGGAGGAAUGUGACCAAGUGCAUGUGGAAGAUGUGGCUUCAGAUGACAAUGGACAGGACUUAAGCAACUACAGUUUCUCAACGGAUGGUUUCAGUGGCUCAGGAGGUAGUGCGAGUCAUGGCUCUGCUGUGGGUGUGCAGGGGGGCGUAGACUGGAUGAGGAAGCUGGCUUUCCGCUAUCGCAAAGUGAGAGAAAUCUACGACAAGCACAAAAGCAACGUGGGUGGCCUUCUCAGUCCCCAGAGAAAGGAAGCACUUCAGAGACUAAGAGCAGAAAUUGAAGUCUUAACUGAUUCCUGGCUGGGAACGGCACUAAAGUCUUUACUUCUCAUCCAGUCCAGAAAGAAUUGUGUGAAUGUCUUGAUCACCACCACACAGCUGGUGCCUGCUCUGGCCAAGGUCCUCCUGUAUGGCCUGGGAGAAGUGUUCCCCAUCGAGAACAUCUACAGUGCUACCAAGAUAGGUAAGGAGAGCUGCUUCGAGAGAAUUGUGUCACGAUUUGGCAAGAAAGUGACAUAUGUAGUGAUCGGAGAUGGACGGGAUGAGGAAAUCGCAGCCAAACAGCACAACAUGCCUUUCUGGAGGAUCACAAACCACGGAGACCUUGUGUCACUCCACCAAGCCCUGGAACUGGAUUUCCUGUAAGGAGGGGAGCUGAGGUGCCAGCCCCAUGAGCCCUUCUCCCUCCCCACGAGGGCACUCUUCUCUCCUCGGGAUGAGGCGCGAGGCCAGCCGGAGCCAGAGCAGGAAGGGACAGUUUGUUUUCUCCGUGAGGGGGAUCCAUCCCAGGGAGCACCCUGGCCCAGAAGCAGGAGACGGAUGGAGAGGACGGCAGUCUCACCUUAGCUACAGUGAUUUAAUUCUUCUCUUUUUGUUUUCUUUUAAAACAGAAAAAAAAAAUCCCUGAGGCAGAAUUGUGCUCAAAUGUAGUGUGUGAUGGGAAAACACAGUGCUAUGAACUUGUGGUCAAUAGGUUAGAAACAGAAAACUCUUGUGACAUCUCUCCGUCCUUUGUAGUCUGUUUAGCUAUUGAAUUUAUUCCCGGUGAAUGGAUGUGUUAUUUUUAUAGGUCAGGGUCUGGUCUCUGAAGCAGAUUUUCUCUUUGUCCCUUCUUCAUUAAGCCAAAAGUUGGAGGGCAGAAGGGCAGAUUUUCUUGGAAAAUAUGAAUGGUCUGUGAUCUCCAUUACCAGUAGCUUUUCCUUAACUUCUUCCUUUUCUCCACCCUUGAGGUUGGUGCCAACUCCCACCCAGGCCCCCCCAGCUGUUCUGAACCGUCUCUCAUUUGGGCCGGCCCACCUCUUGCUGAGGUUACCAUUGGCUUCACUCCUGUGAACCCAGUGCAGGAGCUGGCCCUUAGAGAGAUGUGUCAGGGGCACCCAGGCCUCUGCACUAAAAAGUGCCCCCACAAGUGACCUUCUGUUAUUGUGACAUCUGUACUAAAAAAAAUGUUCUCUGUCCCCUGUGCCUCCCUUGCCAAACCCAGGUAAAGUAACCCUGGAUUCCUCCCCCACCCCUGCCAGGAUGUUUGCCCAACACUCAGAUCUCCCAGGCAUCUCAGCUGUGGGCCAAGCCAGAGAAACCAAAGAGAAGGCCCUGUACCUCUUUGCACAUUUCCCAUCUCUGUGGUGCCCUGAUGCCUCCUGCUUUUCCCUCUCUCCCAGUUCCCUAAGACUCUUCCCUUGUAGCUGUGCAGGCUGAAGCUGCCUCCUAGGCCAGGCCACCCACACCUCCAGGGCAGCCCUGUCUGUGUGACCUGUGGUGGAGUAAUCUCUUCCUCCAACAGCUUGGGGACGUAGCCCAGGCUCCCUUCCCUGUGUAGAUGAUGCUGCUGGGCCCUGGCUGCUGUGUUUGGACCUUGAACCCAAGGCAAGGAAUUGGUCUCUCGCCAGGGUCAGCCCUGACUCCCACAAGCUAGUAUUUGCUGCCCUUGUCUGAGUUUGAGAACCCUAGGCGUGGCUGGUGAAGGAGUCGCAGCCAUUGAAGCUGUCAAUGCAACCUGCUUUUCCAUUGCCUCCCAGUUUGAAAUGGUGUCUUUGGGGCUCCCUCUGCCAGUCUGGAAACUCUGGGAAAUGUCAGCCAUAAGAGAAACAUCUCUCACUGGCAGCAGCCUAAAGGUGCCUCCUGAACUCCCUUAGCCUCAGCCGCCCUCACCCUUGGCCUCUGGCUGGGGGCUUCAGAAGGCCCUGCCCCUCUUCGGGGGGGACGGAUUCUGCUGACCCAAAAGGAGGAGCUGGGCCCUGGCUGAGACCUUUGAACUGUAUAGCAAAGCAAGAAGCAGACACAAGAUUGUCCCCAGGAUCCUAGAGCCCUAAGAAGCUGUACCUUCCUCGUCCCUUGGAAUUGGCAGAAGGAUCUCCUUCAGAUGCACCUUCUUGACCUGCAGAGUAACAUCAGAAAGAUGAGUCUCCCUUCUCUCUGGCUCCACGCUUCUCUCACGCCUACUACAGAGGAUGCCGUGCCAUGGACUAGGCAAGAAUUGUAGAGAGACCUGCCCUUCAACUUCCCACAUGUCACCCCAUAGAAAGUUCUCCACUCCUGGGACCUAAGCAGCCUAGAACUGUUUUUUUCCCCUCAGUAUAGGGGCUGAAUUCAUUCCUGGCCAAUAGCUAGGUGCAGGUCAUUCCCAGGUGAACUUGGACUUUGCCAAGGAGGAAGUUUUCCCAAGAGAAAUAACCCUGGAGGGCUACCAGACUACUCCGAUAACCUUGGUCUCCUGCCCCCAGAGGGGAGGCCAGGAGGAAUCUGCCUCUACUUUACCAGUUUGCAGUGUUCUUCCUACACAGCACACACUUCCCUUAUCUCCCAGAGGGAUCUUUGGAAUGGAGAGGACUGUAUGUUGGGCUAGCCUAGUAGGGAUGGAGCUGAGGAAUGCUAUGAAUCCUUUAGUUUCCAAGAAAAUAGCCUAAUGGAACAUGCCUGAAACCCUUUGUAUUUGAGACAAUCCCCCAUGGAAUUAGCCAAGCGAUUGACACUUCACCUGACAUUGGUUCCUGUAAGAUGGGUCCAAAAACUCUCUGAUGAUUCACAGCCACCAAGAGAGCCCCAGGGUCAUAGGGCAGCUUACCUUUCAAAUGUAAAACUGACCGUGCCUUAGUGUCACCAUGUCCAGAGCACCGACAGGGCAGUCCGUGUGUCCAUGAAAUGGCCCCCAGGCUAGCCCAUAAGCUCACCUAGGGCUCAUCUACAAUAUGUGUAUUUUCAUUGGGUUUGCUUUUUCCUGUAUUCUCUGCCAAGGGGUAGGUGUAGAGGCUGUGAGCAGAGAGCAGCCAUCUUUGUUCCAUUUACUCCAAGGCCUGCUUCAAUGAAAGCUCAGGUUGGCAGCAGAUUGCAUUUGAAUGGAAAUACCAGUGGCUGCAGAGCUCUUCCCAGCUCCAUCUACCACCAGCCAGAGUGACCGUGCAGAUGCUGGCAAUACCUGGGGAGAGCCGUGGGGUGCAGACUAUGCACAAACAUGACUGUCCCCCUUCUGGGAGCCGUGAUGGGCAGAGGGCCGCAACCAGCUUUGUGAAGGGUAAUCUGACCUUACAAAACUUCCAAGCCCCUGAGACAGGUUUCAUUUCUCACCAUUCCUUGUUUCGUUAUUCAUUCAGAAACUGAAGCAUUCAAACCAUAGAAACCGGAUUUGAAUCCUAGGAGGUCUCAAGCCACAGGAAAGAAAGUCAUGUCCUGACCCUGGGUGAUCUCAGUAGCAGUGGUCCAGUCCUCCCUUUGCUCCCUCUCAGAAAGAAGACUGGAAAGCAAAACUUCUUGGCUAAUCCCUAAUGCACUGACAGGAACCAUCCCCUUGAGGAGUGAUUCUACUCAAAACUGGAUUUUUCCCUCUGGACUUUCGAUGCCUCAAAGCAGGAAUAAGCAUUGGAUUUGGAAUAUUUAUGUGACCGAGGGCAUUCGUGGCUGUAGAUUCCUUGACCAUAAUGUUAUAUGUAAUGGGAACUAUCUUAUAAACUUGAAAAAAAAUAAAGUUUUUAUUUUCUAUAA